AACAAUAUAUCAGUGCAUUUUUUGAGGGAUUCGCCACCCCCACCCCCUUAAAUCCAGAAGAUCCGACAUUAAAAACACUUGGAUCUCCGGAGCCUUGAAAGGAGGCCAUUACGGGUUCAAAACAUGGAAGGAUGAUCUGUUUCUUUCCCUCAAUUGGAGAUCAAAUCACGGGUUUCCUUUCUCCAUUUGCAUCAAAUCACGGAGCUCACGCCAUGCCUUGGAUCCCACACUGCCUCUCUAAAGCGGGUGCCGUUGUGGUAUAAGCUUUCGGAGUCGCAGUCGGAAAGCAGUAUGAACACAUAUUACGCCGGUCAGUAAGGAUCCAAGCUGCGUUGUCCAGUGAAAAAGAAAAAAAAAGGUAGGCGACUGCAAGACGAGAACCGAGGAAGAAAGAAAGAGAGUUUGGACUUGUAACUCGUAACCAAGUGUGAGGCCAAAUUCUACUGUGGUACAUUCGGUCACAUCACUGCUGGAACUUGGCAGUGGCUUUUGGCUGAAUCUUGGAUAUAUAGAGAAGAAGAAAGUAAAAAGAGGGGGAGAGAGAGAUGGAGGAUGCUGCUAGAAACGAUCUCAUGCAGCAAUUCUAUAGAAAUCCUUCGCUAUCUAUCUCCAAGCCACCGCAGAAUCCUUCCGAAGGCCUGCGAAGCGGUGGGCCCUACCGCCACUUCGGCCCGGCUGUCAGCCCGGGGACCGGCCGCCGGCCCGGCAUUCCCCCCGCCUCCCCAUUCUCCCAUUUCCCUCCCUCCGCCGCCCGCUCGCCGCCGUCCCUCGCCGCUGGCGGUCCUUUCCACCAUUCGCGGUCUCUCUCUCAGCCGGCUUUCUUCUCUCUCGAUUCCCUGCCUCCUCUGAGCCCGCCUCCGUGCCGGGAUUCCACGCCGACCACCUCCCUCUCCGACUCGAUGUCCGCCGAUGUCUCCAUGGAGGACCAUGACGCCAGUUCCCUCUCCCCGCCGCUCCCCCCGAAGGCCGGUGGCGCCUCCCGGGCGGCCGGGGCCGGCCUGCCUCCCUAUAAGGCCCACCGCCGCUCGCAGAGCGAGAUCCCCUUUGCGUUCUUCCAGUCUUCACCCCCACCGGCGCACGCCCCGCCGCCGGCGCCGCUGCAGGUGGUGAAGCUGGAGUCCGACUGGGAUCGGCGUUUGGAUGGUAUGAGUGCCGACGGAGUCGGUGAGAAGAAGGUGGAAGCGGAUUCGGGCGAUGAUUUCUUCAAUGCCUAUAUGAAUUUGGAGAGUUUGGAUACUCUGAACUCUUCGGAGGAGAAGCGCGGGGAUUUGGAUAGCAGGGCAAGUGGAACGAAGACGAACGGCGCCGAUAGCAGCGAGAAUGAAGCUGAGAGCUGUGUGAAUGAAGGUGGUGGCAGCGGUGUCAAAUUGUGGCCGAACCAUAGCCCGUUGGUGCAGAAGAGGGAAGGGGCCAAGCGGAGCGCGGCGGGCAAUCCAGGUCCCAUUGGAAUGACUACUCGGCACUGCAGGAGCCUUUCGAUGGAUAGUUGCAUGGGCAGGUUGAAUUUUGGCGAGGUGUCGCCCAAGAAGCCACCUUCCCCAGGAUUCCUGGCAGCUCAAACCCCGCAAGCCAAUUCAAAGGAUGGAGCAUCGAACAUGUUUAGCUUAGAGUUUGGAAAUGGGGAGUUUAGUCCUGCCGAGAUGAAGAAGAUCAUGGCGAAUGAAAAGCUUUUGGAGAUGGCAUCGAUGGAUCCAAAGCGCGUCAAGAGGAUUUUGGCAAACCGGCAGUCAGCUGCACGUUCUAAGGAACGCAAGAUGAAGUAUAUUGCAGAAUUGGAGCGCAAGGUGCAGACCUUGCAAACAGAGGCAACCACAUUAUCAGCACAGCUGACUUUGCUACAGAGGGACUCGGCUGGACUUACAAGUCAGAACAAUGAGUUGAAGUUCCGGCUUCAAGCUAUGGAGCAGCAGGCGCAAUUAAGAGAUGCAUUAAACGAGGCACUGACUGCGGAAGUUCAGCGACUGAAACUUGCUACUGGAGAGCUGGUUAAUGGCCGUGCAUCAAACAGCUUGAAUCAGCAAAUACCAAUCAACCCUCAAAUGUUUCAGCAGCAGCAGCAGCAACCUGCACAGCUCCCUCUCUAUCAAUUUCAGCAGCAGCAGCAGAACAAUGCUGGCAUGCAUCAGGAAGCAAAAAAAUAAUUUAGAGGUGCACUAAAAGAUAUAAGGCUGAAAUUAGUGAAAGUUUCAUCUAGAUGUUCUUUCCACCAUUUUAGGUAAAUGAAGUAAAAUUCCACCAUUUGUUAAUCCAGUUAAAGAGGAGGUCGUAUGCAAUUUGUCAUGCUUAGAUAUUCUUUCAGACAUUUGCCAUCUUAUUUAUUUGUUGGAUUUUCAUAUGAAUAUAAGUAUUUUUUUUAUCUUUGUAAUUAUAAUAUUUGUUACAUAUGUCGUGGAUGAAAGAACUUGGAGAAAAAUGUUCUUGAUGACUUUUUUUUCAGUUAUAUGAUUUGUUUAUCUUUCAACAA
Molecule: messenger RNA, 2464 nt
Organism: Phoenix dactylifera (date palm)
Lineage: Eukaryota; Viridiplantae; Streptophyta; Magnoliopsida; Arecales; Arecaceae
Product: bZIP transcription factor 29-like
Biological process (GO): regulation of DNA-templated transcription
Cellular component (GO): nucleus
Molecular function (GO): DNA-binding transcription factor activity
Source: RefSeq, a predicted model, not a curated record